UUGAGCAAGCUUUAAAUAUGAAAGGUUCGAUACUUCAUUUGCAGCUCCUCAUAGCUGCUAUAUUAGUGACUCUGAUAGCCAGAAAUGAAAGUGAUGGCUACCGUCUUAGAAGAAGUGUAUUGCCAUCUUUAUACAACUUAACCAUCAACACACAAGCAUCAAGGAAUGGAGGAUUGGGCUACUCAUUUAUCGGCGAAGUCGCGAUUACUUUACAAAGUAAUCAAAGUGACAUUUACGAAAUAACACUUCAUAAGGACUCUCUUGACAUAUCGAGCUGUUUAGUUUAUAAUAAGGAUGGCAUCUUGUCCCAAAAUGUUACGAUUACUUCACUCAAGUAUGACCAGGAGACACAUCUGCUAACAGUGCCUCUGUUAGAGGCAUUGACUGCCAAUGAGAACUAUACUCUAUAUUUUAAAUACACUGGCUAUGUAAAAAGCAGAGGGCAAGGUGUAAUAUCAGAAUUCUACAAAACCGACAAGUACUCGUAUCACAGCGUUUACAUAACACAAUUGGAACCCGUAUAUGCCCGCUUAGUAUUUCCUUGUUUCGAUGAACCUACAUUUAAGGCAAAGUUUCAACUUAACCUUGGUCGACCAAGUGAAUAUAAUGCCGUCAGUAACACCAGAUUGAUAAGAACAACAAAAGAAGGAAAUAACAUUUAUGUGGACCAUUUUGAUGUCACACCAAUUAUGCCUACAUAUCAAUUGGCUUUUGUAAUAUCCGAAUACCAAGCUCGAGGCAAUCACAGUGAAUUUGCUGUUUUAUCUGCGCCUGAGAAUUAUAAUUACACAGAGUUCAGUUUCAAUGUUGCAGAACGCGCGAUAGAUGCCUAUAAUAAAGUAUUUGAUAUGCCCUAUAAGAAUCUGGGAAAUGAAGUUCUGCUAUUCGCGACUUCAGGUUGGUUCGAUGAUAAUGCCAUGGAUAAUUGGGGCCUUAUUAUUUUAAGUGAAAAAAUUCUCGUCCAGAAGCCUGGCUACACUGACGGUCACGCGAACACAGAGUUCACAUGUCUGAAUAUUGCACAUGAAAUUGCUCACAUGUGGUUUGGAAACAGUGUUACUUUAUCUUGGUGGAGCCACUAUUGGCUUAACGAAGGCUUUGCUCGCUUUUACGAGUUCUUUCUGACUCAUCAGCUCUACCGCAAUUAUCACUUGGAUCAACAGUUUGUUGUGGAUAAUCUUCAAAGAAUCCUUGAAAAAGAUGCGGUAGCUGGUUCCUUGCCCCUAACCAGUCCCGAGAUGAGUGUACAAUCUCCCGCGGAAAUCAACAACCAGUCUAACGCUUUCACGCAGGAUAAGGGGGCCAGCAUAAUUAGAAUGUGGCGUAAUUUAAUGGGUGGCGAGAAUUUCAGGGAAUCCAUCAGAAGUUAUCUGAAACAAUAUCAUUUGCAGAAUACAAGUCCAACCGAUUUGUUCGCUCAUCUCAAGCAAAACUGGCCAGCUCAGCCUGAAGUUGAUUUGGAUACAUUCUUUUCAGACUUCACGGAGCAAGUGGGCUACCCAAUGGUCAUUGUGAACAUCACCCAGGAUAACCAAAAAAUAAUCCUACACCAAAAACGUUUUCUAUAUGAUUAUGAAGACGGUAGUGAUGCCACUUUACGUUACACCAUUCCAAUUACCUUUGCAAUGAAUUUGGAUCGCACAUAUAAUAAUCUGACACCUUACACGUACUUCGAUAGGAAUAAGACUUCGAUUGAGAUCUCUUUUGAAGAACCCAUUGAUUGGAUUAUUUUAAACCAAAAACAAUCCAACUACUAUCGAAUUUUCUACGAUAAACCAAUUCUCACCAAAAUUAAACAAUUAUUCUCUACAAUAAAAGGUCACCACAUCCCAGUAGAGAACAAGGCGCAGAUAAUUGAUGAUCUAUUUCACUUUGCGAAAGCUGGAAUGAUCGAUUAUGCUGAAGUCUUUGAGUUUAUGGAAUAUUUAAGUACAGAAAUCGAGCAUAUUCCCUGGCGGACAGCUUACGUUGGUAUGGAGCAAGUAGUUCGGCGAUUAACCCCUCAACAACUACCCCAUUUUGAAAAAUAUCUUAAAAAUAUUUCAUAUGUGGCUUUUAAUGAAGUUACUGCCAAAUCAAGUAGCACUGAUAGCGUGUUCGAUGUAUAUAAUAGAAACUUGUUCGUGUCGUGGCUAUGUAAAUACCAGAAUGUCAAUUGUAUUAAUCAAGUGAAUGUUCUUUUUUGAGGGGAGUCUUGAGAAGCCAUCCCCAGAUUAUCGGGAGAUAUUUUACUGUGCAGUUUCACGGACUACGGCUCAUGCUCACCUGUGGAAUUUAUAUCAUAUUGAGACAAAUUCCGACGAGAAAGAUCUUCUUUCGCGAGCUAUUAGCUGUUCAAGGGACUAUACGACAUAUCUUAAUGUGGAGGUAUUUCUUUUUGAAAAUAAUGACCAACAGGCAAUCGGUGUGAUUCAGAUGUAUCAACAAAAUCCGGAUUUAAUCACUCCCAUAUUUUUGAUGAUAAGAGAGAACAUCUGGAAAAUGAUUGACAGAAUAGGCACAUUACCGAUGGUCAUUGUUCUAAAGGAUAUGGUUGAAUAUUUUACAACGCGGGAACAGGAAGAACUAUUUUCUGAUUUUGUUGAAAACAAAUCUCACUUAUUUGAUAAUAAAAGUGCAGAAACACUAAAAUCCGCUUUGCCCACGAUACGUAAGAAUAUCGAAUGGGCAGAGCAGAGAUUGGGAAAGUUAGACAAAUAUCUGGCAAAAUGGAAUGAGGCACAAUGACAACUUUAAUUUCAAAAAAAUGUAAUUGAAUGUAAUUGUAAC
Messenger RNA from Drosophila sulfurigaster albostrigata, 2769 nucleotides. Its product is annotated as aminopeptidase N-like. The record is from RefSeq and is a predicted model, not a curated record. Lineage: Eukaryota; Metazoa; Arthropoda; Insecta; Diptera; Drosophilidae. The coding region runs from base 18 to 2186 and encodes 722 amino acids. Gene Ontology annotation, biological process: peptide catabolic process; proteolysis. Gene Ontology annotation, cellular component: cytoplasm. The transcript is spliced from 6 exons. Gene Ontology annotation, molecular function: zinc ion binding; metalloaminopeptidase activity; peptide binding.